AGUUAGAAAUAAGAGGUCCAGCUGCAGGACUUGUGUAGCAGUGACUGUGCUGCGUAGGCAAAAAGUUGCCGGGCGCGCUGUUAAGCGAAUUUGGUACAAAGCUUAUCUCCUUCCCACCUUUACCCCGCCACGCUUGGCGCGCUAAGACCACCAUCAUGGCCUCGUCUAUGGGACGGGCACUGCAGCCCGGCAUGUCCGGCGCGCAGCGCAGCGUCCGAAAGGGCGCGAACAGGAUCCGCGGUGCCCAGGGGCCCCGCACCGUUCCUCUGCUGGGCCUGAAGGCGCUGCGUAAGGAGGACGCGGAGCUGCUGAAGGAGGCUGAGUCGUACAUGUCGCCUGAGGAGCACGCCGAGCUGCGCCGCCUGCUGGAGGAGAACCAGCGGCUGCGCCAGGUUGUGACCACCAGCGCCAGCCAGAUGUCGGCGCAGCAGCUGGAGCGCUUCACGGCCGAGUACAGCAACCUGGCGGCGGCGGCGGAGCAGGCGGGGCUGGCGGUGGACCAGCAGCUCAAGCAGCAGAUCACGGCGCCCCAGGCCGCCUCCGCCUCGCGCUCGUCCGCCGCCUCCAGCACCGGCCGCUUCGAGGCCGCGGCCGGCGGCAGCGGCUACGGCUACGGCCGCUCCAGCGUGUCCGUGCUUGUGGCAGAGCCGCCCUCUGCGCCGCCCGCCGCCGCCUCGCCGCCCUCGUACGGCGCCUCCGGCUCGGGCGGCGGCGGCGGCGGCUCGCCCAAGGGCGGCGCCACGGCGUUCGAGGUGUCCAGCCGCGACUACGCCAAAGACAUGGCCAGCCUGAGUGUGGAGCUGGACGCCACCAUUGACGACGAGGAGGAGGAGGCGCCGCCGCGCCAGGUGCCGGAGGCUUCCACGCGCACCCAGCCCUACGCGGCCGCCGCCAGCCGUUUCGAGGCGCUGCUGUCCGAACGUCGCCCCGCCGGCGCCACCGUGAACGGUGCACAGGCACAGAUGCUGGAGGCCCGAGAGAAGAAGGCGGCGUCGUCUUCGUCGUCGGCCGGCGGCGUGAACGGCGCAGCCGUGAACGGCGCCGCGGCCGCGGACGAGCAGGCGGCGAAGGAGGCCGCGCGCGCGGCGGCGGUGGCGGAGGUGGAGGGCCACCGCGCUGUGGACGUGGUGGCGGGCCGCGAGCACUGGAUGAUCAUCACGGUGCCUGAGAAGCCGGUGGCGGGCGCGCCGCUGCAGAUGUACUUCAACCGCAACCAGAGCGAGAAGCUCAGGAACCGGCCCCACAUCGUGAUGCAGUACGGCUUCAACCACUGGGAGCUGCAGCCCGAGGCCGGCAACAGCCUGGACCUGUUCCCCGCGCCCACGCCCAAGUCGGACGUCACGGACUUCUGGACGUGCCGCAUGCAGGUGCCUGAGGAGACGUACGAGCUCAACUUCAUCCUGCACGACAAGGCCGGCGCCUACGAGAACAACAACGGCAUGGACUUCACCUACCCGGUGGAGGCCGGCAUUGACUACGACACCUGGGUGGACACAGCGGCGGAGCGCAUCGUGGCCAAGGAGCUGGCGCGCCGGGAGGCGGAGGCCAAGGCCGCUGAGGAGGAGCGCAAGGCAGCGGAGGCGGCCAUGGAGGAGCAGGCCAAGGAGUUUGGGGAGAGGAAGGCGGCGGAGCUUAAGAACAACCUGGGCAGCCUGCAGGAGGGCGGCACGGCGGCGCUGCUGCGCAACGGCGUGCCUGUCUACAAGGUGACGCCGGCGCUGCCCGUGGCGGGCGGCAAGGCGGUGGUGCAGUACAACCGCAGGGGCGGCUCCUUCCACGCCUUCCCCAUCCCCGAGGGCGAGUCCGUGAAGCUGCUGUACGGCUUCAACGGCUGGCAGGAGAGCGGCAAGGCGGCCAUGACCCGGGUGCCCGUGCCCGCCAAGCCCGCGGCCGGCGCCGAGGACGAGGAGUGGUGGGAGGUGGAGGUGGACAUCCCCAACAUCGCCGUGGCCAUGAACUUCGUGUUCAACUACUACGAGCACUACGACAACAACGGCAAGGCCGACUACAAGGCCAAGGUGGGUCUGCCGGCCGGCACCACCCUGGAGGCCUGGGCGGCGGGGCUGGGCGAGCAGUACCGCGUCAUGGAGCUGGCCAAGCGGCGGGCGGAGCGGGCGGAGAAGGAGGAGAGGCAGCGCCGUGCUGAUGAGAAGAAGAAGCUGGCCCAGGACCUGGUGAAGGCCGUCGAGCGGCGCAAGGUGCGUCACGUGUUGUACACGGUGCCCGAGGUGGUGGAGGCGGGCGAGGAGGUGACCAUCUACUACAACCCGCGCGACACGCCGCUCAACGGCCGCCAGCAGCUCUACCUCAUGGGCGGCUGGAACCGCUGGACGCACAAGCGCUCGUUCGGCCCCGUGGCCAUGCACCCGCCGGAGGCGGGCGGCGAGCACUGGCAGGCCACUGUCAUGGUGCCCAAGGACGCCUACAAGAUGGACUUUGUGUUUGCGGACGUGGCGGGCGGCGACGGCACGUACGACAACCGCGGCGGCUUUGACUACCACCUGCCUGUGGAGGGCAGCCCGGUGCGCGAGAGCCCGCUGUACGUGGCGCACAUUGCGGUGGAGAUGGCGCCCAUCGCCAAGGUGGGCGGCCUGGGCGACGUGGUGACGGCCCUUGGCCGCGCCGUGAAGGACCAGGGCCACAUCGUGGAGGUCAUCCUGCCCCGCUACGAGUUCUUCCUGCACUCGCCCGUGCUGCAAGGCCAGCUCAAGUACGAGACGGAGUUUGACUGGGGCGGCACCCGCAUCUACGUGACCACCGCGGUGGUGGAGAACCUGCGCGUGUUCUUCAUCGAGCCCAAGAACGGCUUCUUCGCUACGCCCACCGUCUACGGCCGCUACGACGACGAGGUGCGCUUUGACUUCUUCUGCAAGGCGGCGCUGGAGUUCCUGCUCAAGACCGGCCGCCAGCCCGACAUCCUGCACUGCCACGACUGGUCCACGGCGCACGUGGCGCAGUCCUACUGGAGUGACUACCACCCGUACGGCCUGCACAAGCCGCGGGUCAUCUUCACCAUCCACAACCUCAACUACGGCCAGAAGAAGAUCGGCGAGGCCGCACACGCCUGCCAGAAGUUCACCACCGUGUCGCCUACUUACGCAUACGAGGUCGGCGGCGCGCCCAUCAUCGCGCCGCACGGGCACAAGUUCAUGGGCAUCCGCAAUGGCAUCGACCCCGAGCUGUGGAGCCCGGAGGAGAACAUCUUCCUGCCCGUCAAGUACAGCUCGGAGGACGUGGUGGAGGGCAAGAAGGCGGCGCGCGCCGCGCUGCGCCAGCGCCUCAACCUCACGGGCUGGAACGACAAGUUCAUCGUGGCGGUGGUGUCGCGCCUGACGGGCCAGAAGGGCGUGCCGUUGAUCAAGCACGCCGCCUACCGCGCCAUCGAGCGCGGCGGCCAAUUCGUGCUGCUGGGCUCCGCGCCCGACCCCAAGGUACAGGCGGACUUCAACGCCCUGGCCCAGUCCAUGGGCGGCCAGGACGCGGCGUUCUGCUUCAAGUACGACGAGCCGCUGAGCCACCUCAUCUACGCCGCCGCCGACAUGAUCGUGGUGCCGUCCAUGUUCGAGCCCUGCGGCCUGACGCAGAUGAUCGCCAUGCGCUACGGCACCGUGCCCAUCGUGCGCCACACCGGCGGCCUGCGCGACACCGUGUUCGACGUGGACUUUGACAAGGAGCGCGCCGCCUGGGAGCUGUACGGCAGCAGCGACUGGCAGCGCGACGGCAUCGACGCCACCAACGGCUUCGCGUUCACGGGCACUGACGGCGGCGCGCUGGACUACGCCAUGAACCGCGCCAUCGACGCCUGGUACAACGACCGCGCCUGGUUCCACAGCCUGCAGCGCCGCAUCAUGGAGCAGGACUGGAGCUGGAACCGCCCAGCCAUCGACUACAUCGAGCUCUACUUCUCAGCGCUGAAGGCGUAAGGCGGAAGGCGUUUGCGCGGCUGCAUGUGAGAGGGAGGGAGCGCAGAGAAAGGAGGCAAGGGGCGGGGCCGUAAGAGAGCGAGAUGGGGGAAGGGGGGCCGCUCCGCGGCUUGCAGAGGGUUGGGCGGAGGGAUGCGCUCGUGAUGGCGGCGGGGCCGGUUUGGAGGGCAUGGCGCAUGUGGGUGCGUGUGUGUGGUUGCACAUUGGACGGGUUGUGUGCUUGUGCAAUGCGUCAGUUGCGUUGUGUGGAGGACGGUAGCACUGGUUGAGGUGAAUGAAAGCAAGUUGGUGGCGGCGGCGGCGGCCUGGUGCUGCGCCGCCGAGUUGUGUGUGAGGGAGCGAAUUGUGGGCGGGGCUGAUCCCUGCCUUCCUGCACCUGCACCUGUACAUGUAUGUGCCUUCGUCGAUUUUGAUGGAGCAGGCGGCAAGUCCGUGUCGCCUGCGCUGUAACCGUUUGGGCCCGCCACCCGCAGGCGGUGUAUGCAAGUAGAGUUCAGACGUGACAGGUGUUUUUGCUGAUAAGAAGACGCGCACCUGCCGCAGACACGCAAAGGGUUCAAAUUUUGCUUGAUUUGGUGCGCGUGCGUGCGCAUUUGGCAUGGUGAGGUGAAGUCAGCGGUCAACGGUGCUUCUAAUGCCACCCUGUCCUUCGGGUGCGCGUUGGGGGUCGCCGGUAUUGCUGCUGUCGCUGCCUUGUCAUCGCUCUAGUCCUCUCUUUCUCUCCAUCUUUGUCGUGGUGACACUGCUUGGUGCACCGGGGCACGAGCCUGAGGCUUGGAUUCAGGAAUGCGCGUGUGCGAUCGCUGCUCCAGUAGGUGCAGGUGAUGAGGAGAGAUGCUGUUUUGACAUGGGCACGCACACGAUUGUGGUCGUACCGACCAUGGGACGAGGCGUAGUGUUUGUUGACACAAGAGAGGCUGCUGGGUCGGCGGCUGGGAGCCGUGCAGGCUCCGACGCCAGACCCAUGCAAAGCCCGGGGCGCAUAAGAUUUUUAAGUUUUUGCCCCAGGAACGGAGAGAAGAACAAAGCGCAAAGAAAGCAGGAAGGAGUUGCAGAUACCGCUGCAGUUUUGCAUGGAGGUCGGAGGCAGUGGAGCUUGGGAGGCAGGGGCUUGGGUGACGGGUGUCACGUGUCGGUGUUUGUGACGUGUAGAGGAAGGUUGGGCGUCCUGUGAUAAAGCAUUGUGUGGUCCCCCCGUGAAAGCCCGGGUGUGCGUACUUGAGGUGUGCGUUUGUGGACGGAGCUCUGCAUAUUCUUUGCCCGGCCUGCAGGGGGGCCGUGCAGGGUGGUGAGAGUGACUGCUGCGCGUGGGUGUGUGCUCACCGCACCCGCCCGGUCUGCGCACGUCCUCAGCGUCCCUGUGCGGUGACGGUGCCCUGAGGCCGGCGCUUCACGCCGGCGAUGAAUGUGUGCAUGCAAAAGCUUUCUUGAGCCGCGGCCAGGGGGCAUGCCGGUCCGCGUGCGAGGGCCCUGUAAUACACUUGGAAC
Messenger RNA from Chlamydomonas reinhardtii, 5411 nucleotides. RefSeq lists its product as uncharacterized. NCBI's taxonomy places the organism in Eukaryota, Viridiplantae, Chlorophyta, Chlorophyceae, Chlamydomonadales, Chlamydomonadaceae. Gene Ontology annotation, molecular function: alpha-1,4-glucan glucosyltransferase (UDP-glucose donor) activity; starch binding. The transcript has 19 exons. Bases 156 to 3923 code for a protein of 1255 amino acids. The record is from RefSeq and is a predicted model, not a curated record.